CGCUUUGCGUACAAAGGCACCACCACUACCCGACGACCGACCGUCCUCCAACUAUCAUGACACUGCUGCUGUACGACAAGCUUCCAACGCAGAACUUGCAGCAGCACGCGACCAUCCUGCUUGUAGGCACACACGGCGUCGGCAAGAGCACUCUCGCACACGCACUGCUGGCCGAGCAAGAGCGCGCCAACCUCGCCAUCCAAAUACGGAAAGUUGUUGCCUUGCCAUUGCCAACGAGCGGAAGCGCAUCGACGCGGCCAAAGAUUGAUUUCGUCGUAUUCAUGCUGGACAUGACAAGCAAACUAUCACUCGAUUUGCUCAAGUCGGCAAUUCAACAGGUCGAUAUCGAAUACUUGAUUGGAAAGAGCUGCAUUGUCGCAACGCAUGUCGACAUGCUCCAUCUCGCGAGUAUCGAAGUCGACGAGAUUGACCAACUGCUACUCACCUACGAGCUCCCGUUCCUGCAAAUCAAUCAACUGAACGAGCAACAACGUGCCGGUAUUGCACAGCGCAUUCUAAGACAGGCCCGUGUGGCUGUCGGACGUGCCAAUCACAUGACGCCUGCCAUCGUUGCAGCAAUGGAGCGCGCACUUGUUACUUCUACCUUGAUCAACGAUGACAGCUAGUUCAUCCAAAAACCAAAACAACUUGUUCAAUCACCCAAUGUAACAAAAAGAUUCGUUAGCGUAUUGUUUUGCACAAGACAGGCACGUCGACUCAAUUCAAUGCAGCAUGAACGCACAAUCCAGAAACAAUCAAACCGUCGUAAUGAUUAUUGAUACAAGCUCGAACAAAAAAAAAAAAAAAAAUAUUGAU
Molecule: messenger RNA, 816 nt
Organism: Capsaspora owczarzaki ATCC 30864
Lineage: Eukaryota; Filasterea; Ministeriida; Capsasporidae
Exons: 4
Coding region: 57-626 (189 amino acids)
Source: RefSeq, a predicted model, not a curated record